Messenger RNA from Halteromyces radiatus, 859 nucleotides. RefSeq lists its product as uncharacterized. The record is from RefSeq and is a predicted model, not a curated record. Gene Ontology annotation, biological process: FAD biosynthetic process. The transcript has 4 exons. Bases 27 to 806 code for a protein of 259 amino acids. Gene Ontology annotation, molecular function: FMN adenylyltransferase activity. Lineage: Eukaryota; Fungi; Mucoromycota; Mucoromycetes; Mucorales; Cunninghamellaceae.
AUUUUCUUUAUUUGCUUUCCAUACCAAUGCAUUCAACUUUGGUCAAGAACCAUGGUUGUACUUCUCGACCCAUUGAUCCUCACUUUGACACAAUAGACAAAUACGAUAUAGACUAUAUACAGAAAACAGUAUAUGAAUUGGCUUCACAAAAGGACGACUCACUGGCAACUGCGGUCAAUGAAGCUUUGGAAGUAAUUGAAGAAGCAUAUCGACUUUAUGGACUUGAUGGUAUUGCUCUUUCUUUUAAUGGUGGUAAAGAUUGUACUGUAUUACUUCACUUGGUUGUGGCGGUAUUAUCUCGUAUGGGACAUAAAAAGGAUGAAUUAUUACGUACAGUGUUUGUGACGUAUCCCAAUGCAUUUCCUCAUGUGGAUGCUUUUGUUAAUAUUUGUAUUAAACGAUAUCAUUUGGACUGUGUACCUAUUGCUGGACCUAUGCGACAAGCUUUACAACAAUAUUUGGAUAUCACUCAACCAAGACCAAAGGCUAUUUUUGUGGGCAUACGACGACAUGAUCCUUAUGCUGAAAAUUUGACUCACUUUGACAUGACAGACAAGGGCUGGCCUGAGUUUAUUCGUGUCCACCCUAUUAUUGAUUGGUCUUAUAAAAAUAUCUGGGACUUUUUGAUCAAGUUAAGGAUACCAUAUUGCUCUUUAUAUGAUGAAGGAUAUACUUCGCUCGGAAGCAUGGAAAAUACCCACCCAAAUCCCGAUUUGGAAACUGAUCAUGGUCAUUAUCAACCUGCCUUUAUGCUCAAGAACGAAUUACAUGAACGAUGCGGUAGAAUUGGUUCCUCAAAGAAAUAGAUAGAUUAAAAUGUAUACAUUAAUAAAUACAUAAGCUGUUUUUUGAUACAAAA